CAACACUUGGCGGUGAAAACUUGAGAAAAAGUUGGCCGUACAACAUUGGGGCUCCUCCUGAAAUUCGAACUUCCGCUCCCUCCCAGACGGAGAGAGAUCAUCGUCACGCCUUCUUCUUCGCCGCCCUUCGUCCUGCCGACGCCAAAAGGGCGCACGCACCUCACCUCACCUCACUGCAGCACUCGAAUUCCCCUCCGCAGUUACGCAGCUUCUUCCCGUCUUCUUCCUCCUUUCGAAUCGGGUUCAGAAGAAGUCUAGGGUUUUCGCUUCUCUCCUCCUCGCGUUCGCGAAGAUAUGGAGCCUCUGUACGCCAAGCUGUACGACAAGUACACUAAGCUCAAGGCGAAGAAGUUCGGUGCGCUGGAGGAAGUCAACAAGGAGCAAGAACUGAAGUUCGUGAAUUACAUGACUGCUGCUGAAGAGUUGAUACAGCACUUGAGAGAUGAGAAUGACAACUUGCGUGCGAAAAUCGAUGAACUGGUGGCUGCUACAGGAUCGAAUGUGGACGAGUCCAGUUUGGAAAACCAACAGCUUUUGAUCGAAGAAAUCCAGAAGAAUAAAAAACUUUCUGAAGAAGUUGCUAGACUCCGUAAGCUGCUAGACAUGGGACCUACUUUCAUCCAAGAUCAGGACGAAAAUGAUAAUAAACAGCUGCAUACGCCUGAAGAUGCACUGCCAGAAUCAGACAUGCCUCAUGGCUCUUAUCAAUCAUCAAAGAGAAAGCGUAGGAGGCCUUCUGAGACUGAUACGAGUAAUGCAGUUAGGCCUCAUACCAAUGUUCAAGAGAAUUCUCCGCUUCUAGGUUUAGAGAAAGAGUUUCAUGGGGAUAUUGUGUCCUGUGGAGCCGUUCAGGAUGCUUAUCAGCCAGGGUGCUGCAUAAGAACAGAUAAAAAAUCAGGUGGUGGGGUGAGUGACAGUUCAACAUUUGACUGCAUGUUUCAAGCUCUUAUUCAGUACACACUUGGUAUGAAAUUUUCAAUUGGUGAUCAAACGGGAAAAUUUUGCCUUGUAGCACUCCAUGAAUCAAGUGGUUAUUCAUUCAGUCUCACUUGGGCCAACAGAGCGUCUGGAGGGGAUGUAGAGCUGAUGUAUAGCAUGCUAUCACUGGGAACCUACGAGAGAAUCGCUCCCGAAUGGAUGAGGGAGGUCAUCAAAUUUAGCAUAAGCAUGUGCCCCGUUUUCUUCCAACGGAUUUCACGGGUGAUUCGAUGAAUCGGUGAAGCAUACCUGUAAAUUGAAGGCGUUGGAACAAUGUUCAAGCACUUUAUUGAGUUUAAAUUUAGUGGAAAGUAUUAGGGCAAUGAAGGUUUUUAGUA
Messenger RNA from Syzygium oleosum, 1316 nucleotides. RefSeq lists its product as uncharacterized. The transcript is spliced from 8 exons. Lineage: Eukaryota; Viridiplantae; Streptophyta; Magnoliopsida; Myrtales; Myrtaceae. The record is from RefSeq and is a predicted model, not a curated record. The coding region runs from base 295 to 1212 and encodes 305 amino acids. Gene Ontology annotation, biological process: developmental process involved in reproduction.